AGACGUUUUUUGUGAAACUGUCUUGGGAGGAGGAGAACUUCAAACCACUAUCCCCAGAAUUGUUUGCAUAGUUGAAUAAGCUACAAGAAGGCAGUCCUAGAGGCCAGAAGCCCAUGGAAACCAAGAAUAGCAGCAUAGACAGCCCUUCUUGGACCACGGCAAAGCAUGGUGUCAAAAGGAUUGAAUUGAGGCACUCCACCUCCAAAUCUCACCAAAUUCCUGCCCAUCUUGUUACCCCAAGGGCAAGGAAGAGGCUAGAGCUUGGAAGUUUCCCUGUGACACCUCACACUGGGAUUUCCCAGCAGACUUCACAGGUGUCUUUGGAGUCUCCCAGGACUAAACGGAAAGUGGCCUCUGAGAUCACCUCACCUUCUAAGAGGUCUCAGCCUGAUGGACUCCAGACCUCAUCUCCAGCUCUGAAAGCCCCAGAGAAAACGGGGGAGAGGCGACGCUCCUGUGCUGAGCAAGACAAGGCUUCACAUGAACGUCCCAUGAUCCUGAGAACCCGGGUCCCAGCUUUGAAAACCACAGAGAUUAGUCAGGAAAUAACACUUGACCCUAUAAGAGGGGGAAAGAGAAGCUCCGCGGUGCCUUCUGUGGUUCUGAAACCACAAAAGAUGAAAAAGAGGGAGGCACAGACACCAGACGCUCAGGAUGAAGCUACCUCUACUCCCCAUCGUAUCCGCAGAAAGAGUUCCCUCUUGACUUUGAAUCGGAUCAGGCAGCAGCUUCGGUUUUUAGAUGAUAGCAAAAAUGACAAAGAAGAGGAAGAAUUUCUGCCUGCAGCAGAGAUUGCAGACUCGGACAGUGAGGAGGAAGAGGCUUCGACACCAUCCCUUCCAAGGAAAACAUGCAGUUGUGUGUCCAGGAACCUACGCUCUUCCACGAAGUCGUCCUUACACACCCCCUCCAAGACACCAAAGAAAACCCCCAAGCCUAGAAUGCCACAUUCUGCCACUCCCCAGAUCCGCAGCCGAAACCUGGCUGUCCGGGGACCUGCCAGCGUGCUAGAGGAGGCCCGGCUAAGUCUGCAUGUUUCUGCUGUACCUGACUCUCUUCCCUGUCGGGAAAAGGAAUUCCAAGAUAUCUACAACUUUGUGGAAAGCAAACUCCUUGACCAUACUGGAGGGUGCAUGUAUAUCUCUGGGGUACCUGGGACCGGGAAGACUGCCACUGUACACGAGGUAAUACACUGUCUGCAGCAGGCGGCCCAAGCAAAUGAUGUUCCUCCCUUUCAAUACAUUGAAGUCAAUGGCAUGAAACUGACAGAGCCCCACCAAGUCUACGUGCAGAUCUUGCAGAAGAUGACAGGCCAAAAGGCAACAGCUAACCAUGCAGCCGAACUGCUGGCAAAGCGAUUUCGCACCCAAGGGUCCUCUCAGGAAACCACCGUGCUGCUUGUGGAUGAGCUUGACCUUCUGUGGACUCAGAAACAAGAUGUCAUGUACAAUCUCUUUGACUGGCCCACUCACAGGGAGGCCCAGCUUGUGGUCCUGGCCAUCGCCAACACCAUGGACCUGCCAGAGCGCCUCAUGAUGAACCGGGUGUCGAGCCGACUGGGUUUCACCAGGAUGUCCUUCCAGCCCUACACUUACAGGCAGCUGCAGCAGAUCCUAAUGUCCCGACUCAAACACUUAAAGGCCUUUGAGGAUGAUGCCAUCCAGCUGGUUGCCAGGAAGGUAGCAGCCCUCUCUGGAGAUGCACGACGCUGCCUGGACAUCUGCAGGCGUGCCACCGAGAUCUGUGAGUCCUCCUGCCAGAAGCCCGGCUCCCCUGGCCAGGUCACGGUGGCCCACUUGCUGAAAGCCGUGGAUGAGAUGUUUUCAUCGGCGUACAUCACUGCCAUCAAAAAUUCCUCUGUUAUGGAACAGAGCUUCCUGAGAGCGAUCCUUGCAGAAUUCCGUCGAUCGGGACUGGAGGAAGCAACAUUUCAACAGGUAUACAGGCAGCACGUGGAACUGUGCAGGAUGGAGGGGCUCCCAUACCCCACCAUGUCAGAGACCAUGGCAGUGUGCUCUCACCUGGGCUCCUGCCGCCUCCUCCUUGUGGAGCCCAGCAGGAACGACCUGCUCCUUCGCGUGCGGCUCAACGUCAGCCAGGGUGAUGUGCUGUACGCCCUGAAAGAAGAGUGAAGAGCUUCACAAGGAAGGACAGCUGAUUUUAAAGAACAUGACUUUAUUUUUCUAAGCACAUGGAAUUUUUGUGGCAAAAUAUAACGAAGGGAAAUAACUACCAUGUAGUUUGGAAUUUUCUUUUAAAUAAUUUGCUUUUUUCAGAGUGUUUGGGAAAUUUAUAGUCAUUACAAACAUCAGGUUAUAAAACCAAAUAAACCCUC
Molecule: messenger RNA, 2335 nt
Organism: Myotis lucifugus (little brown bat)
Lineage: Eukaryota; Metazoa; Chordata; Mammalia; Chiroptera; Vespertilionidae
Gene: ORC1
Product: origin recognition complex subunit 1
Exons: 13
Coding region: 114-2132 (672 amino acids)
Biological process (GO): DNA replication initiation; mitotic DNA replication checkpoint signaling
Cellular component (GO): nuclear origin of replication recognition complex
Molecular function (GO): ATP hydrolysis activity; ATP binding; DNA replication origin binding
Source: RefSeq, a predicted model, not a curated record